UGCAAACAUAUGAUUUAUCAAGAUUUUAUUUUAGUGAAGCCUCAAGCUUAAGUUAGGUUAUCCAGGACUACUGUGAAAAAGGACACGAAGAAUCACUAUGGACGUAGCGAAACACAGAAUGGAAGAUUUCGACGUCAAGCAGUUCAUCGUUGAACUGGCCCAACGCGAUGAGUUCAUCGACGAGAUGGAAAAACGUCACUAUAUACGGGUUUACAAAGAGAUGACUGAGCUGAAAGAGGGCAUAGAAGAACCGAUCGUGAAGAGGCCCGACGGUACGCCGUAUCUAUUCAACCUCCUAGAUUCCCAAAAACUUCUUGAGAUAAAACCAUUAUUUACAACGGAAGGUGAAGGCCUGUUGAGCAGAGCGAAGUUCGUGGAACUACUGGAAUGCCACUGCAAGAAGUUGGAACUGACACCGCUCCACUUCGAUAGAAUUUAUCAGAUGAUUGACUUGGACAUGGACGGGAUGAUAACAUGGGAAGAAUUAGCCAACUAUCUGAACCAGGAAAUAAGAGAGAGGCAGGUGAUGGCCAACGGGGUCAUUUGCGAUCUUAGCGAGCCUCCCAUCUACGACUCGCCCAAGUUCGUACGCAACAGACACGGCCAUAUCAUAUCCUCCGUGGCCUUCUGGCCGGCAGUUACUAAGGAGAAGAAGAAAGACUAUUCCGCGGGUAGGUUCAUCACAACCAGUAAGGACGGCUGUGUGGAUUUUUGGAACUUGGAUAUGAAACACUUGUAUUCUUCCACUGCCUUCUCAUCUGUUCCCCUCAAGAUCGCAUCGACCUGCGUAACAAAAAUCGUGUCUAUGGCUGACAUCAAUAUGAUCGCCGUCUGUUCUAUGGACAGGGAGAUCAGGAUAUAUGACGCCAUUGCUGAUAACUUUCGGCUCAGAACGGUGAUCAAUGACUUCCGACACGGAUUGGUCACGAUGGAGUACCAGUUCUACGACACGGAUUCGGUCAAGUCCUGGCUGGCCGUCGGUGACACCCAAGGCAAUAUCUUCGUGUUCAUGUUCUCGCAGAACGCGGCUCGGACGAUAUUCUCACAGGUGAUUGGGCUCCCUUUCGUCAGCGUUCGCUACCCACAGGUUCGAAUGGGUGUUCUUGAAGGAGUGGAGGCAUUCGAGUUCCCUAAGGUACACCCGACCUGGAUCGAGACCAUGUUCUACUGCGAGGAACUGUGCGCGUUGGUGACCACAUGCAACAACCCAAAGAACGCCGUGAUGGUCAUCAAUGUCUUCAACAACACCAUCCUCGCCAGCAUAGACGUAGCUCCCGGUGUCACCGUGGCGGACAAGUUGUCGAAGGAGAAACAUGAAGGAGGCGAACCUUGGGCCGAUGUUGGGGUCGACACGACAGAGAUUGUGCCGGCGAAGAAGGGUCGCUUGAGCCACUAUCUCGUCACCGCCGGCUACGAUACCGACGUCAGGAUCUGGGACUUAGAGUCCACGACCAAGCCAAAGGCGGUCAUAGAAGGCACGACUUCCAAGAACGUCGCGCUCAUCGUCGACGAGGACAACCAUACCAAUCCUUGGAUCUACACCUACGCGAGGGAGGGGAAAAUCACUGUCUGGGACGCCAGGACGAGAGUCUCUUUACAGGUGUAUGAAGACAAUCUUGACAAGUUCGGUCCCCAUUCACCGCUGACCUUCUGCUACAACCCUUUCUUCAAGAUUCUCGUCUUCGGUGCCUUCAAGCUGUGCAGGCUCAAGCUCGGGAGGACUUUCAAUAAGGACUACACUGCAGGUUACUGCCACGAGAGGGAGAUCACCGUGGCACUGUACAACUACCUCUAUGACGUGAUAAUCACUUGCUGCUCGGGAUCCGUUAUCACCAAGUGGAACGCCUUCACCGGAGAGAAGAUGUACAGUUGGAUCCGAGCACACGCAGCCGACAUCCUCACGGAGACCAUUUCCUACGGGAUCACAUCCGGGACCUUCAACCCGGACCAGUCCUUGCUCGCCACAGGAGCAGUCGAUGGGUCUAUCAAGAUGUGGAACUUCCACACUGGUAUCUGCCUCAGGAGGAUGGAGCUGUCUCGAGGGUUGCCGGGCAACGGUGGUGCUGUGCACAGGCGUUAGCCCAUUCGGCCACCCUGCCCACUGAAGUGAUGCGGUU
Nezara viridula (southern green stink bug) is the source of this 2117-nucleotide messenger RNA. The record is from the annotation of a GenBank genome assembly. NCBI's taxonomy places the organism in Eukaryota, Metazoa, Arthropoda, Insecta, Hemiptera, Pentatomidae.